This is a messenger RNA of Saccostrea echinata, 1005 nucleotides long. RefSeq lists its product as uncharacterized. The coding region runs from base 1 to 1005 and encodes 334 amino acids. NCBI's taxonomy places the organism in Eukaryota, Metazoa, Mollusca, Bivalvia, Ostreida, Ostreidae. The record is from RefSeq and is a predicted model, not a curated record. Gene Ontology annotation, biological process: neuropeptide signaling pathway. The transcript is spliced from 2 exons. Gene Ontology annotation, molecular function: G protein-coupled peptide receptor activity. Gene Ontology annotation, cellular component: membrane.
AUGAAAAGCAAGGCUAAAGAACUCAGUACCGGAGAAGAACAAGAAGAAUGCGGCAUCAGAACACUGGAUGGAAAGAGUGUUCAAAAAGAGAAAGCGAAUCAACCAGAGUCAAAGAGACGGGCUACAGAUUCAGAGGAAGAAAAGAAUAGACGAAUAGCGAUAACAUUUGCUUUUGUAACUGUUUUCUUGGUAGCCAGCUUCGUUACAAUCACAUUGUUUCAGACUAUCCAAGCCACCAAAAGAUAUUUCUAUCCACGACAACAAUUUUCUAAAAUGGAAGACAUCUUUGAAGAAUACCUGCCAGAUAUUGUAGUCAUUAAUGGGAUUUUGAAUCCAUUUGUUUACUUUUUUACUGAUACACAUUUCAAGGUAGAAGCAAUUAAACUAUGCGUUUAUUUGAUGAAUGGAGAAAGACAUGUACAAGUAGAAAACAUUAAUGCUACUCGGUGCAAUGUAGAAAACGAAUAUGAUGGAAACUUUUUAACUUUCCUAUAUUAUGCUUUCGUAUUCGUGGCUGCAUUCACUUGUAUUAUACUGAUAGUUAUAUUUCAAGUGAAAAUACGAAAAGCUCUUGUUAAGAAAGCUAAAACAAAAAAGCAGAUGAAAAGCAAGGCUAAAGAACUAAGUACCGGAGAAGAACAAGAAGAAUGCGGCAUUAGAACACUGGAUGGAAAGAGUGUUCAAAAAAAGAAAACGAAUCAACCAGAGUCAAAGAGACGGGCUACAGAUUCAGAGGAAGAAAAGAAUAGACGAAUAGCGAUAACAUUUGCUUUUGUAACUGUUUUCUUGGUAACCAGCUUCGUCACAAUCACAUUAUUUCAGACUACUCAAGCCAUCAAAAGAUACUUCUAUCCACGACAACAAAUUUCUAAAAUGGAAGACAUCUUUGAAGAAUACCUGCCAGAUAUUGUAGUUAUUAAUGGGAUUAUGAAUCCAUUUGUUUACUUUUUUACUGAUGCACAGUUCAAGGAAGAAGUGAUGAAGCUAUGCAGAAGAAAAGUAUAG